CCUACUGUCAUUUACACACAGGGAAAUGGAGCUCCAUGGAUCACUCUGCAUGUGCCAAUGGUGCUUUAGCAUAUCUGCAGCGGAAAGUGACUGGCAUUUGGGAUAUGUCCGAGCUGUCGCAUGUUCAUCCUUGAAGAAUAUUGAUCACAUUCACCGAAAGAAGGCAUCACAGAAUCCAAUAAUUGGAGCCCUUUGUACAAGCAAGCGGAUACAGUUGGGAAUAAAGCUGCCGCAGGUGGAAGAUUAUAAUAAGCAUGAUAGGGGGAAAGAAGGGACCAGGACUGUUACGUGAUGAGAUGCAAAGAUUGCAGCCACAAGACAUCAUAAAGUCAAGGAAGGGAAAGGGAUGGGGGAAUAAGAUGAGAAGCGAAGGCCACCGAGGGCCCGAAGUGGAAAGGCUUCGUGGUGUUGACGUCGGUCUCUUUCUUAUCUCUAAAGAACCCCCUAAACAUAAAUAUCACUGGUGGCGCACCCGGACGCGGGGCCCAAGAAGGCCCGAGAGACAUCAUCGUGGGCCCUGGAGUGAGACUUUGGUGCCGGAAGUCAGAAGAAAAUUUGGAGCGCCAGGUCCUGUCCCCCAUGGCGCGGCACCCACCUCGGAAGCUUGAGCUGAUUGGAUCAACCAUUGUGGGUCCCAAGGAAUAACCAGGUUCUUCAGCGUGGAGCUUCGGAGGACCUUCGGGUCGUCCGCGUGCACUCGGCAGCGGUACGCGCGGUGUCUACGUGGAGACGCGUCAACGCUGUGCCACCGAUACGUUGCGGUGACGCGGCGCGGGUUUAAAUGACUAAUUUGCCCCCGAAUCACUGCGAGAAAUCGCCGAACCACGCUAUUGCCCAAGGAUGAUACGUGUCGCUCUCGGAUUCCCAGACCACAGGAGCCACAUUUCCCUGUCCCCACAACAUGCUUUUAAGCGGUCGAGGGCAUGGCGAGAGGGUGGUGGAGCGCAGCAGCGACUGGUAGUAGCAGCGGCAGCGGCGAGGAGGAGUUGGCAAAGCGAUCGAGUUUUCGGAUCCGUCCAACAUAUUCGAAUCCAAGGGAACAACAGCAAGUCGACGGCGAGGACGGUAAUGGCGUCGCCGAGCUCCUGCUUCCACGUCCUCCUCCUCCUCCUCCUCUUCUCAGGUCAAGUCAUCCGAGUAGUUCUGAGCAUGGCGGUGGGCAUCAACUACGGGCAGAUCGCGAACGACCUGCCGUCCCCCGGUCGAGUCGCGAGCCUCCUCCACUCCCUCAACAUCAGCCGAGUGAAACUGUACGACGCGGACCAGAACGUGCUCAGCGCCUUCCUCAACACCGACGUCGAGUUCGUGAUCGGGAUCGGCAACGAGAACGUGUCGGCGAUGACGGACCCCGCGGCCGCCCUGGGAUGGCUGGAGCAGCACGUCUUGCCCUACCUCCCCUACACCAAGAUCACCUGCAUCGCCGUUGGCAACGAGGUGUUCAAAGGCAACGACACCACUCUGAUGGCCGACCUCCUCCCGGCCAUGGAAUCGGUUCACCAGGGACUGGUCUCGCUCAGCCUGGAGACGAAGGUGAACGUCACCAGCGCCCACUCAUUGGACAUGUUGGGGAACUCCUACCCUCCCUCCGCCGGCUCCUUCCGCCAGGAUCUCGCCGUCUUCAUCCAGCCCAUCCUUAACUUCCACUCCGUCACCAAGUCGCCCUUUCUCAUCAACGCCUACCCUUACUUCGCCUACAAGGCGAACCCUAAUGCAGUCUCGCUGGACUACGUCCUCUUCGAGCCGAACUCGGGAGUCGUGGAUCCCAACACCAAUCUGAACUAUGACAACAUGCUGUACGCUCAGAUCGACGCGGUUUACUCUGCCAUCAGGACGUGGGGGCACGCCGACAUCGAGGUCAGGAUUUCUGAGACGGGGUGGCCAUCGAGGGGUGACAGUGAUGAGGUGGGAGCGACACCGGAGAAUGCUGCAAGAUAUAAUGGUAAUCUGCUGCAGAGGAUACGGAUGAGCGAGGGCACUCCUCUGAAGCCGACGGUGCCGGUGGAUAUAUAUGUGUUUGCCCUGUUCAAUGAGGAUUUGAAGCCUGGGCCGACCUCGGAGAGGAACUAUGGGUUGUUUUAUCCUGAUGGCACUCCUGUUUAUAAUGUUGGUCUGCAUGGGUAUCUUCCACCCAUGUCGGCGUCGUCGUCGUCGUCUUUGAGGUCGGCGGUGAGUGAUCCGUGUCCUCUGAUUCCAUGUAAGAUCAUGACUUUUGAUGUAAGCAUUCCUCUCCUGCAGAUGAUGAUGCCUGGUUUGAGAGCUUUCGUGUUCGUGGUGGCAGCUUUGACCUUGGCCUGGAAGUAGCUGCUUCUGUAAGCGGCGGGCCGAAGUGGAUGGGGCGGUAAUGGCCGAGGAGAUUGCCACCCGGGGGGAGCUGAUGGUUUCAGGUUUGGCAGAUCCUUUGUGCAGGUUCGGUGGGUCCGGGAUGGAAGAAAACACCACCAAACAUUCUUUGUUGGCAAUAAAAAAGAGAGAACAUCACGUAAAAUUAGCUGCCCAUUUGAUCUGUAAGAAAAGAACAUUUAGCGAAAAGUUGUGUAAGAAUACUAACCUGUGAUCAAACUGAUUGAUGAUUGUUUACUUGUAUGGUGCCUGUGGUCAAAGUAACCAAAUUCCUGUUAGUUUCUUCAUUCAUAAGAAUGCAGAGAUCGACAUGGACGGCGGCGAAGAAAACAUUACAUGAGUA
Musa acuminata subsp. malaccensis (wild Malaysian banana) is the source of this 2683-nucleotide messenger RNA. The record is from RefSeq and is a predicted model, not a curated record. Lineage: Eukaryota; Viridiplantae; Streptophyta; Magnoliopsida; Zingiberales; Musaceae.